ACUAGGCGGAACCUCCCGGGCCUGGAAGGACGCGAGCUCAGAGCUCCAGAAGGGUCUGCCGAAAAGCUCAGCAGCGGCAAGACCAGUAGCCUGGAGUCGCCAAGCUGGAGUUGGAAGUGGAGUUCCGUGGGUUCAGGGCUGCGGCUGCUGGGCAGCGCCUCCUCCAGACCGAGACCCCAGCGCAGAAUGACCAGGAGGCGGUGGCCUCCCGGCGGAGUGGCCGGGCCAGGAGCGCGCUGCGCUGGUUCUCCACCGCGGUCCUGUACGCCGCCUUCCUGGGGCUGGGGAUGACUGUUGCCAUAUUGGGACCCACGUUUCCAGACCUGGCAAGAAACGUGAACCGCAACAUCAGUAGUCUUUCUGAAAUCUUCGUGGGCCGCGCCCUCGGCUACUUGUGUGGCUCUGUGGUUGGUGGGGUGCUUUUCGACUGCAUGAAUCAUUUUAUACUUUUAGGAGCGUCAAUGUUGGCUACCACAGUUGGCCUUUAUCUUAUUCCCUUCUGCAAGACGGCAACAUUACUGAUUGUCAUGAUGUCCGUGUUUGGUGUCUCAUUUGGCGCUCUGGAUACAGGUGCAAAUGUUCUCAUUUUGACUCUUUGGGGGGACAAAGGAGCCCCAUACAUGCAGGCCUUGCACUUCAGUUUCGCCUUGGGUGCCUUUCUAGCUCCCCUGCUGGCUAAGUUGGCCUGGGGUACCACAGCAUCUGCUCAGAACCACACCGAGUCCGACUUUAACUCUCUAAUGCUGAACCGAUCCUCCAAAGCCUCCUCAGACUCUGUGUUUGCGGUACCCGAUGACAUGAAUCUGCUGUGGACAUAUGCUUCUAUUGGCACCUAUGUUCUAGUAGUUUCUGUCUUCCUGUUUGGUCUGUUUUGUAAGAAAAGCUCAAAGCAGAAAAAGUCCUCAGCAUCUGCUCAGGGAGCUCGAAGGGCUAAAUAUCACUGGGCCCUGCUAUGCCUCCUCUUCCUCUUUUUCUUCUUCUAUGUGGGAGCCGAGGUGACCUACGGCUCUUUUGUAUUCUCCUUUGCCACCACCCAUGUUGGCAUGGAAGAGAGUGAGGCAGCUGGCUUGAACUCCAUCUUCUGGGGGACCUUUGCAGCCUGCAGGGGUCUGGCCAUCUUCUUUGCGACAUUCUUAAAGCCUGGAACCAUGAUUGUUCUGAGCAACAUUGGCAGCCUGGCCUCGUCUUUAUUUCUGGUGCUUUUUGACAAGAGCCAUCUCUGUCUCUGGAUCGCGACGUCUGUGUAUGGAGCCUCCAUGGCAACCACGUUUCCCAGCGGCAUCUCCUGGAUUGAGCAGUACACCACCUUAACUGGGAAAUCUGCAGCAUUCUUUGUAAUUGGUGGUACCCUGGGAGAAAUGGCCAUCCCUGCAUUGAUUGGAAUUCUUCAAGAACACUACCCGGAUCUGCCAGUGGUUCUGUACAUAUGUCUGGGCUCAGCCAUAUUCACGGCUGUUCUAUUUCCUGUGAUGUAUAAAUUAGCCACCUUACGUCUGUAAUGUGAAUGAAAGGAAAACAUCUCGGGGUUAGAACACUCUGCCUUUUAGAUGUGGCCCAUCAAGAAAAGAAUGAAUGGAAAGGCACAGAAGAGUACCAUGGGAUGGAUUUUGAAGUAGAUGAACAAUGCAGAGAAGCAGUCUGCAUCAGUUGUCUAGAAACCCAGCCUUGGUGUCCUCACCAACUACUCUCAGGACCGUUGCUUUGGAUUAACGGUACUGUUCAUCCUUCUGUGAAAUGCUGUGUUCAGUUUUUUUAUUUGUAAUUGUGACCAAUACUUGACAAGAAGCCAAGGAAGGGCUUAUUUUGUCUCACAGUUUGAGGGUGCAGUCUAUCAUGGAGGGGUGAACACAGUUACAAGAGGCUCCAUGUGUCAGGAGUGGGGGCUGGGACCCUCAUGCCUUUGCAUCUUGGUAGAACAGGAUGAGAGAGAAGAACAAAAGUGUGGCCUGAUGCAAAAUCCUCAAGCCUUGUCCCCCGUGAUGCACUUCCUCCCUACGAGCCCCACCUCCUCCUGGAGAGCCCCACCUCCUCCAGGGGAGCCCCACCUCCUCCAGAAGAGCCCCACUUUCUCCUGAGGAGCCCCACUUCCUCCAGAGGAGCCCCACUUCUUCCAGAGGAGCUCCACUUCCUCCAGGGGAGCCCCACUUCCUAAGAUUCCACAAUUCUCUAAAACAUUGCCCCCAGCCAGGAAUCAAAUGUUGAAACAGAUAAGCCCGUGGUGGGGUCAUUUCAUAUUCAAGCUAUAGCAAGUACCUUGUCAGAAACCAGGCCAAAAGGCUACUACUUAGAGAAGACCGAGUUCUUCCUGAUUCUCUGUUCCUUGUGGAACAGAAAUUGAAGGGUCAAACUCAGGCCUCCGCAUGGACUAGCCCAGUACUCUACCAACCUUCAGAUCUUCAGCCCCUGGUUUUCAUGAGUCCACACUUCUAAAUAGGCCAACCAGAGACCAUCAGCAAAGUUUCAGUGGCCUCUGGGGAUUUAGGUUCCAAGGUCUAUGUGUAGGAAAUGCUAAAAUGGUUUGGAUUGCAGCAUGUUACAUAAGUAUUUCAUGGUUUUGUAAUCUUAAUUUCUUGUGAUGAGGCUCCUGUUUUGUCAGGGGUCAUUAGGCAGUAUUUUAUUGUCCCUAACUUUCAGAGUGUGCAAAGAAUUCAUUCAUGUUUGAAAAGCUGGGUAAUAUUCAAAUAGAUCAACCAUUGAGGAAGACAAUGGAUUUGCUGAGCCAAUGUCAGGCCAUCCAUACUCACCAGGAAAGUCAGACAGAAUAGUUUCACGAAAGAUUGGAAAUGGACAGUAGUUUUCAGCUUGCUUGACUUUACUGGUCAGUGGAUUAAAGAGUGUUAAUGACUUAUUUUUCUAUAUCUACAAAGAGAUUAUGCAACGGGUUUUAAGAGAGCUGUCUACAAGGCUUGACUCUGCCUUUUAGGCCCAUCUAUGCCCAGGCUCUCGAUGUGGCCUUGCUUGCCUUUGCUCCUGAGUUGUGAUUCUAGGAAUGAGAAACUCUCCAAGAUGAGAUUGUCCAGUAUGUCUGCUGGAGCAGCCAGCGAGUCAUUGCAAAUGAAAAUCAAGACAGAGAGCUUGAAAGGUCAGAGAGGUGCUACAGAUACAGGCCAGCUUCGUGUGCUACUGUUCAUAUACCUGCUGGCUUUCUGAACAGUGUUUGAUCUGAAGUAUGUGUUCCUUCAAGUUCAAGCAUACCUCAACCAGAGUAUGUCUUGUAGUCAAUGAUCAUUUAAUAUCAUGACAAAUUAUAAUUGACAGGUGCUUUCUAUAUACAGAGUAAAGAUUUACAUUCAGUGUUUCAUAUUAGUAAAAAUGGUAAUUACAGUUACAGCUUAGUAGAUAUCAUACUACUUUUAAAGACAAUUUUUAGGGGGAAAAGCUGUUUAUUUAUUUGUUUAUUUCGAGAUGGGGGUCUUCCAUUGCCAUUUCAGCCUUGUCUCAAAUGCUGGAACUCAAGCUGUCUGCUUUCCACAGCCAUCUGAGUCCCUGAGAGCCUCAGGAAUGUACCAAACAUCAGACAGAAUAUUUUUUAGUAUAUGAAUUUUUGUCUGUUUUCAGAGAGGAUUUGUAGACAGUUUGUUUCAAUACUUUGACAAUAGAAUGUAUUUGGCUUUAGUUGUGUUCAGAAGGCAUUGGUGGCACUUUGUUUUACUACGUUAGUGAAAGGGUGAAUUUUUAUACUGUCUUAUCUAGAGUUCUGCAGAUACCUUGUACCCCUGCCUUAAAUAUGAGAACUGCAGAUGGAUCUUUUUGAGCCCUCAACUACCUCAGAAAGACACAUAAUAGGUCUGGGCCUUGCUGUUUCUAGAUCUGACAUUUCCUAGUAACAAUCUGAGUAAUAAUCACAUUAUAAACACUGUGAAUACUUGACGACUUUCUUUUAUAGUUAGGCAGUCUGUCUAGGGGUUGGAACAGUUGUGUCAGCUGUCAGAUGAAGCUCUGCCUCCCAGAGUUUCAAGCAUCCAGGAAAGGUGGGAUGCUGGCCUCAGUAGGGGAAGAGAAAGACUGCUGCAUACUAAGUAUGACAAAAACUCAGUGCGUCACCCUCUAUAAACGAGUAGGAUUCAGGGAUGAUGUUAUUUACCUCUUGUUUAUUGCGAAUGGCAUUUAAUUCCAACCCGAUUGCAGUGAGUUUAUUUUCUCUUAUCUCUGUAACCUGCUUCUGAAUAAAUCUUUGGUUUAAGUGAAA
Grammomys surdaster is the source of this 4189-nucleotide messenger RNA. Its product is annotated as sodium-dependent glucose transporter 1C. Gene Ontology annotation, biological process: transmembrane transport. The record is from RefSeq and is a predicted model, not a curated record. The transcript is spliced from 4 exons. The coding region runs from base 288 to 1499 and encodes 403 amino acids. Lineage: Eukaryota; Metazoa; Chordata; Mammalia; Rodentia; Muridae.